Anopheles coluzzii is the source of this 4271-nucleotide messenger RNA. RefSeq names its product maternal protein exuperantia-like. Gene Ontology annotation, biological process: bicoid mRNA localization. The coding region runs from base 234 to 2057 and encodes 607 amino acids. NCBI's taxonomy places the organism in Eukaryota, Metazoa, Arthropoda, Insecta, Diptera, Culicidae. Gene Ontology annotation, molecular function: protein homodimerization activity; RNA binding. The record is from RefSeq and is a predicted model, not a curated record. The transcript is spliced from 5 exons.
AGGAUUUCGUUCGCACAGGAUCACUUUUAUUCUAACGUUUGAAGAAGGCACAUCUCAGUGCAAGCGCUCUGGAAGCUGCUUUUACCGAACGAACUAACUUUUCAAGUAACCUCAAAAACUUGUCUCUAACGACACCACGUGCUAUCCGCGAGUUUCAUUUCCCGUGCAAAGUUCCCCGAUUUAGCUAUCAUUCGUGAACAUUUCGUAGUGCCUCUACCCUCAGCUUGUACAAAAUGGUGGUUGGUAUGGAUGAAUCAAAGGUAGGACAUGACGAGGAGCAGCAUUACGAGGACAGCAGCUUCGACGAAUGCGACACGCCAGCGGGCGUGUUAUCCUCCAAGUUCGACAAAACGGACCUUUCGAUUAACACCAAUCCGCUGCCGCAUGGCAAGUACACUCUGAUCGGGCUCGAUAUAGAUACGACGGGUCGUAGACUUAUCGAUGAGAUCGUACAGAUCUCGGCAUUCACACCGGAGAAAGAGUAUGCGCAGUACAUUAUGCCGCUGAUGAACCUGAACCCGGCUGCCCGUCAGCGCCACCAGGUUCGCGUGAUUACGGUUGGAUUUUUCCGCAUGCUGAAAAGCAUGCAGACCUACCGUGUCAUGAAGACCAAGAUGGAAGUUGCGGCUCUGAACGAGUUUCUUGACUGGCUGGAGGAGCGUCGUCGCGAGGACGAGGGGUCCGAGGGCAUUGUGCUGGUGUAUCAUGAGCAGCGCAAGUUUGUGCCGUACAUGGUCAUCGAGGCGCUGAAGAAGUACAAGCUGCUGGACCGCUUCUCCGAGUCGGUUAAGUCCUUCGUGAAUGGAUUCAAAUUGGCGGAGGAAAAGUGUACGAAGACCAUCAAGUACUUGACGAUUCGUCAGCUAGCAGAGAUAGUUUUGGAUGAAAAGGCAGGAUCCCGUGAUGGAUUUGAGGGAAAUGCGGCCUAUCGAGCAAAAAUGGCGUUCGAAAUAUCGAGAUGCCUAGCAACCGCUGAACCGAAGUCCAAUGCGGUAAAUGUGCCUGUUUCAUCGCCAACCGAGAGCGAGCCGAAUGAUUCAGCUACGUCUGAAGAGGUCACCAAUUCCUCCUCCACCGCUGAGGAUGCAGUGAAGGAUGAAGGUGACAAGCCGUCGGAGGAGAAUGCUGAACAAUCGGAUGACGAUGCGCAGAAGCAGGACGAGAAGAAGGAAGAAGCUCCUGCUGCUUCUUUGAACAGCUCUGCAUCUCGUCCCUUGACCGAAGAGGAUCGUGAAAAGAUGUGCGCAGUGUUGUGCGAAUAUGCUUCACCGAUUUCCACUGAAAUCUCCGAGCUUGACGAACAGGAGAAGAUUCUUGUGCGCCAGAAUUCACUGAGACCGGUAUUUUUGCUCUAUUUUAAGACGACAAUCUACCAUCGGGUUAAGGCUGUUACUUAUAGACGAGUACUGGCUGAAACUGGCCACGAUUACGAAUCUUUGCGUCAAGUGUGGCAAGAGAAGAAGCGCGAAGGUCUGGAAGCGAUCAUCAACGAGAUUGCAGAGUUGAAAGAAGACGAGCGCACGGAGCUGAACGAACUUCUUGAUUGUCAUUACGAUCCGGACAAGCAGGCAUUUAAGCCGAUCGUCAAGCGUAUGAAGCGUCGUCCUUCUCGAGCAGGACAACCAUUCUUCUCCAACAAGAAUGGCAACGUUCCACAGAACCAGAACGGAAAUAACCAGAUGGCCAAGGAAAACCGGAAACCAUUCAAUGGUUACCAGAAUAACCAGAAGAAUCAUAACAACCACCACAAUGGAAACAACAACAACAACAACAACAACAUGGUCAAUAAGCAUCAGAACCAACAGAACCAGCAGCAACAACAGUACUACAACGGUCCGUCUUCCCCAGAAUCUGGCAUGCGUAACGGAGGAUCUCCGGGAAAGCGUUUCUUCCAGCGCAACUCACGUCGUCGUCGCGGAGGAAACGGCCAGAACCAGAAUCAGAACGGUGGACAGAAUCAGCAGCCGAUGAAGAACCAUAACGGUAAUCAUCAUGCUUAUUCGAAUUCGAAUCGCCACAAUAACCAAUUCCAGCAACCAAUGCAGGGUCACGCUUAGGUGUGAGCCGGAGAAAACUUGCGGGACAUUUUAACGGUAGAUAUUUGAUGAUUGUUGCAUAGAUGCACUAGAUGCAGAAACAUACCCGAUUCAAAGAACAUCGUUUUACGGAUAAUGGCAAGGAAUACGAAACAUUUUUAAACACGCUCAAAUAGAUUUAAGGAUCAUCACGAUAGAAGUAGCCAACUCAUUCGGUAUAGUUGUCCUCGUAUUUUAGAAUCAGGUAGAAGCGCUGCUUCAGCAGCAAAAUGUCUUAGCUCAGGAUCAUAGGGAAGGAGGACCGUUGGACCCGUUGAAAGUAUGCGCGCACUUUCUAGGGAUGUUUCCACGGUAUCAUCCGGCCCACUUUUAGUCACCCAGAACCUGAGGCAGUUUGCUUGCAUUUGUGUGGUGCAGAACCCCAUUUUAAUAUUGUGUAAAUUAUGUUCACUACGUAGCAAUCAAUACCAAUGUGAGGCUGCAAAACGUCUCUUUUAGCUGUGGUGGGUUUUAGCAGCUCAGAAAUGAAAUCAACGAUUUAUGUUAUGAUUGUAAUUGAUGGAAGGUGUACAACACCGGAGGGCCAGACCUCUGGAAGGCGAUGGCGGUUCGAUGUUGAUGCCAAUAUAUGAUGAUUUUGUUGCAUUGAAUAUUUGUUUGCUUGAUCUAUUUGAUUAGUGGGAUGAAUUUGGAAAGAAAUGUACGAUAUUCGGAUGGAGUUAUGGGUGUACAAAAGUAGUGUCUGUAGUUAAUGUACUAAUUGUGAUUAAGAUUUUGAAUUUUAUUUCCCAUUUUGAGACAGAACAUUUAUCGCAGGCUGGACCUGGCUAUCCAGCUACCCUCGCGUGUCUUUUGUACCAAUUGGGCAUUAGCUAUCCUGUCUAGAAUGAGCUUGCUUGUGUGUCUGUGGCUCAAUGUACCCGCUUUGGGGAGGAAGAAAACUGUUGGUACAAUUAUACUACUCAUGCAUCUAGUAUCAUGUAAAUACACUCAAAACAUCAAUCAAUCCAUCAAUAGUAGUUAUUCCUUCAUUAAUGCCUAGGAACGCACCGCACCACCGAUGCAGCGCCGGAGAAAACAUGUAUCCUUGCGUUUGUGUCACUAGUCCUAUAUACAGGGUUUACCUAGCCAAUCGGGCGUCGUCAAAGCGUUAUCAGUCGCCGUAAAUACUUUUUCGGGCAUCGUAAACCCUCAAUUGGGCACUGUCAUUUCUAUUCGGGCCUUGUGAAGUAUGAAUCGGGCAAAGUACAGAAUGAAAGCGUCCUACUCUUGAAGGUGUCAAAUCGGUCGCUCCGGUGUGUUUGAUCCAUGAAGCAGUUUAAAAAUACGUAUUUUGCAUGUUGUUUAACUUAUUAUGUGUUAUUUUCAAAUGUUUACCUUAUUUAACCACCAAACAUAUUAUAUUUUUUUAAAAAUAUAAAACCAAAUUGCAUUGUACGGGUUUGUAUUAAAAAUUUUAAAAAAGGAAUUUGAAUAUUUUUUUAUGUAACUAAACUUAAAAAUAGUGAAUUUUCUUACAGUACAGUUAAACUACUCGCAAAAAAGUAUUAUUUUACAGCUAGAAAGCAACAAAAUAUAAAGUAGGCCCAAUUCAUUCUGAACUUUGCCCGAUUCAUACUUCACAAGGCCCGAAUAGAAAUGACAGUGCCCAAUUGAGGGUUGACGUCGCCCGAAAAAGUAUUUACGGCGACCGAUAACGCUUUGACGGCGCCAGAUUGGCUAGGUAAACCCUGUAUACCCAAAACUGCCCCCAACAAUCGUGCUCAAAGCACGGUUAAUACGGGGCAGCGGGGAGAUGUGUUGCACAGUAGCAGUUUGAAUUGUACAAUUCAUUUUAUUGCAGCUUAAUCAGGGAUAAAACAAAAGUUAAUGAAAAAAGAAAACAACAAAACAAUAUUUGCACGCACAAUAACGGUUGACAAUACAGGGCUAUGACAUAUAAGACGACAAGUACAAAAAAAGUAAUCACAAUAUGCAUUAUCUGCUCGCGCACAGCCUCUAGGAGACCGGGGCGAAGCGAUGUGGGGUGUUGGGGUGGGUUAGAGAGAAGGAAUUUACUUUGAAUUGCUUAACACAGCUUUUGGCCGGUGGUUGAACAAAGAAGUGGGAAGGUGCAACCAAAACGUUACAUUUGAACUAUAUUAGUGAUGUAUUGGAAGAAAGAAUACAGAUUGGAUCAUUGAAACGCUUCCGGGAGGGGUGUGUGUGCGCACGGGUUGUCGUUUGUGUUUUUUU